CGCUGACAACGACAAACACACACAACACAACGACGAUGGACGACGAUGGGAUUCGGGUGGUCGCGGGCAGCCAGCAGCAACAGCAACAGCAGCAGGAGCAGCAACGGCAGCAGCAGAAGAAGAGCAAGAAGACCUCGGGGAUGAGCGAGGAGCAGGUGCUGCGGUUUCGCGUGGAGGAGCAGGCAGAGCUGAUCCUCCUGCUGAAGAAAUCAAACGAGACAGCGCAAGCGACAAAUGCAAACCUGCAGCGCACGCUGACAGAGUGCCAGGCGCAGAUUCGAGAUCUCAAGGGCAAGCUGACCCGGGAAGCCAAGGCCGCACAGCAACUGCAGGCCAACUUCAACACGCUGUCCAGCAAUCAUGAACAGCUAUCCAGGUUCAAGGACGAGUACAAGGCGGAGAACAAGCAGCUGCGAGAGCGCAACGCAGACCUGGAGCGGCGUGCUCUCAAGCAGGAGGAGGAAAUCACAAAGCGCGUGGCGGAUGCAACAAAGCUGCUCAAGUCAACCGUCACAGAGCUGCAGCUGAGCAAGCAGCAACUCAUCAAGGAGAACAAGCACUUGAAGCAACAGCUCGAUCAGGCUCUCGAGCAGUCCAAGGGUCUGUCCACCCAGCAUUCUGCGGUGAGCAAGCACGCGCAGGAAGCUGCCAAGAAAGCGAGAGCAGAACAAGAGGCGCUGUCGCGGCAAAUCACCACGUUGCAGCAGCAGGUCGCCAACCUGCAAGCCCAGAACAAGUCCCUUGAAUCAAAGUACAAGGAGGCAACGACAGCAAUUGCACAGAUGAAGACGGACGCCUCCCGUCACAAGGAGGCUGCCAAAACAGCAAUGCAACAGCUGGAACAAAACAGUGUCAACAAGAAGGUGCUGGCAGCGGAGCAGCGAGCAGAGGAGGCUGAGGAACAAAUGGAGCGUAUUAGGGAGGAGUUUGAGGCCUUUCGCAAGUACAACCAGCAGCUAUUGCAAAAGGAGCGAGAUCUCAAUGCCCGCCUGAGAAGACUCACAAGCAUAUGACGCCUUCACAGCCCCCGCUCUUUGUCUUUGUGAAUACAGCAUCGAAUGUACAUUGUCCAUUGUUACAUCCCCCUCCCCCCCAAUUGUUACAUUACCCCUUUUUCUUGACCUGCGCUUGUGUGAGCACCAGGUGCUCUGGCUCAAGUGUGUUUUGGCAUGGGUCAUCCCCUGGGCAUGGUAUCGCACCAGGAACCUUGCCCCUCCCGGGCAGCUCUGAAGUGCUCAUGUGCAUGCACCACGUCCCUGCUUCAUCAUCGAUCACAUGUGCGUGUGGAUGGCUUCAAUCUUGCUGGCUACGACUUGGUGGAAAUAAGCGACCCAACAGACACCG
This is a messenger RNA of Salpingoeca rosetta, 1344 nucleotides long. RefSeq lists its product as uncharacterized. The record is from RefSeq and is a predicted model, not a curated record. Lineage: Eukaryota; Choanoflagellata; Craspedida; Salpingoecidae. Bases 36 to 1013 code for a protein of 325 amino acids. The transcript is spliced from 5 exons.